This is a messenger RNA of Pseudocercospora fijiensis CIRAD86, 375 nucleotides long. RefSeq lists its product as uncharacterized. The record is from RefSeq and is a predicted model, not a curated record. Gene Ontology annotation, molecular function: electron transfer activity; succinate dehydrogenase activity. Lineage: Eukaryota; Fungi; Ascomycota; Dothideomycetes; Mycosphaerellales; Mycosphaerellaceae. The annotation marks the transcript as partial. Gene Ontology annotation, cellular component: membrane. Gene Ontology annotation, biological process: tricarboxylic acid cycle; mitochondrial electron transport, succinate to ubiquinone. The transcript has a single exon.
UCAAUUGCGCAGUCGCGAACACGAAAGGUCGACUUCGAAGUGAUGCAGGAUAAGAAUCAGAUUCUUGCAAAUCAACGCCUCAGUCGACCCACUGCACCGCAUCUGAGCAUCUCCCGACCUCAGAUCAACUCCUUCCUCUCGAUAUCGAUGCGCAUAACGGGGUCAUUCAUGAGUGGAGGCAUGUACCUGUUCGGGUUCUUCUACCUCUUGUCGUCUACGCUGGGAAUCGAUAUGUCUUCGGCUGCUCUGGCUUCUGCGUUCGCAUCUUGGCCAGUCAUAAUGCAAGCAGCGACGAAAUUUGUCGUUGCGUUCCCCUUCACCUUGCAUAUCUUCGGCUCACUCCGAUAUGUGGCCUUCACUUUCGCAAAGGGGAUC